GGCGGGGCAUCGCGGCGGGAACCGAGCAACGGGAGUGAUUGGCAGCUGUGCUUUCCCAGACCAAAACAGAGAGGAAGCGAGGCGCCUUUUUUUUCUCUCUCUCUCUCCUUUCCCGGGAAAGUUGGGGGAAAAGUGGGAAGCAGUCAGCGUCGAGAAGAUCCUCGCCAGAUGUGGCCGAGAAGGAGAGGAACUGAAUAAAUGCCGUGGGGAAGCUCAUCUUGCUUGGCCCAGAAGAUGAACUUGCCAAGGUCAGGAGUCAGUGGGUGGAGAGCAGCUUUGAACCCUCUUGCCACUGAGCCCGAGGAGGGCAGGGAGGCCAAGGCCGGAGCCAAGGCCGGAGCCAGCCUCCCUCUCAAGGAGCUGCCAGCGGGCUCAGAGGCCCGGCGCUUCCGCUGCUUUGGCUACCAGGAGUCGGUGGGGCCCCGGGCAGUCUGCACCCGCCUGCAGCAGCUUUGCUAUCGAUGGCUGAAGCCCGAGAGGAGCAGCAAAGCUCAAGUGGUAGACCUGGUGAUCCUGGAGCAGUUCCUGGCCGUGCUGCCCCCGGAGAUGGCGGGCUGGCUGAGGGAGUGCGGAGUGGAAAGCUGCUCCCAGGCGGUGGCCCUGGCCGAAGGCUUCUUGCUGAGCCAGGCCGAGGAGCGGAGACCGCAGGUGAGAGCCCCUGUCUUGGGAGGAAGCCCUCAGGAGGACGGCCCGAUUUCCUUGCCCACCUCAAAUAUGCAGGAGCCCUUGAAGCCGGUGGUCUUGGAAGCUCCUGAGGUGACAGAAGGUCUCCCCCGUCCCUCUAUGGAUCAGCUAUGGGGAAGCAUCCCUGGAGAGGAUCAAAAUCCUCCUGGUGGUAGAUCAUCAACUGCUCAGGGUUUGAUAUCCUUGGAGGAGGUGGCUGUGUGUUUCACGGAGGAGGAGUGGGUGCUGCUGGAUCCCAGCCAGAGAGCUUUAUACAGAGAGGUCAUGCUGGAGAAUGCUAGGAAUGUAGCCACUCUGGCUUACGGGCUGGAGCAUGAGAACUACAAGGAGCAAAUGAUCAAGUCUGAAGAAGAGACACUGGUUAAUCCAGAACCACCACAAGGGAUUAAGAAAAGCCGUAAAGUGAGUGGAGGGAAGGAAUCUCCCGGAUACAAUGAAGUCCUUUAUCUCCCAAUCCAGGAAGUUCACCCUCAAGAAGAAGAGGGGAAAUAUCUCAUAUGUGGCACAGGAGACAGAUAUUUCACUAAAUAUUCUGCAACCGAGACUGAAGAGAAACAAUAUGAAUAUCAAGAGAAUGGACAAAGUAUCAGUUCUGUCUCCUGCCUGGCUUUACAUUGCCCAUCGUACGCCCAAGAGACAUCCUGUGCAUUUAUAAAUUGUGGGGAAGAUUUCAGUUUCAGCAGGCAUAUAAUUUCCCAUCCAGAGGAGAAACCAUCUGAGCGUCGAAUGGAUUUCAGUAAGAAACAGCUACUUAUUUUACGUCAAAAAAAUCCCCCAAAGGAGAAACCCUAUAAAUGCCUUCGGUGUGGAAAGACGUUCGCGCAGAGAGGUAACCUUACCAUACACGAAAGGAUCCACACGGGGGAGAAACCCUAUAAAUGUCUGGAGUGUGGGAAGACUUUCGCUGAGAGAACUAACCUUGUCACCCAUAAAAGGAUCCAUACCGGGGAGAAGCCAUAUAUAUGCCUGCUGUGUGGAAGACGAUUCAAUCAGAGCGGUCACCUUACGAGACAUCACCGAACCCACACGGGGGAGAAACCGUAUACGUGCUUGCAGUGUGGGAAGAAGUUCAGUGGGCGUUCCACUCUUGUGAAGCACGAAAGAAGCCACGCAGAAGAAAAACCGUAUCUAUGUACGGAGUGUGGAAAGAGCUUCCAUGACCUCGGUGUCCUGGAUUACCACAAAAAGAUCCACACGGGAGAGAAGCCGUUUCAAUGCGCGGAGUGUGGAAAGAGCUUCAGGCGAAACAGUCACCUCGUGAAACAUAGAAGAAUUCACACAGGGGAGAAACCGUACCAGUGUUCGGAGUGUGGGAAAAACUUCCAUCUGAAAAGCAGCCUUUUGCAACAUAAAACCAUCCACACGGGGGAAAGGCCCUACCGGUGCUCCGAAUGUGGGAAAGGCUUCAGUCAGAACAGCACUCUUUUCCAACACAAAGCCAUUCACACGGGCGAGAAACCUUAUAAGUGCUUGGAGUGUGGGAAAAGCUUCAGUCAGAACUAUAAACUCUUGCAACAUACCAGGAUUCACACGGGGGAGAAACCAUACAAGUGCAAGGAAUGUGGGAAGAGUUUCAGCUGUAGCAGUGAUUUCAGUUGCCAUAAAAAGAUUCACACGGGGGAGAAACCCUAUAAAUGUUCGGAGUGCGGAAAGGGUUUUCAUAAAAGAAGUUGUCUUACAUCUCACAAAAGGAAGCACACCGGAGAGAAGCCUUAUCAAUGCACAGAGUGCGGGAAGAGAUUUUCUUAUAACUUUGUCCUCCGAUAUCACCAACAAACCCACACUGGGGAGAAGCCAUAUAAAUGCUUGAAGUGUGGAAAGGCGUUCAGUAGAUGUUCAAAUCUUAAAAUCCAUAUACGAAUACACACGGGGGAAAAACCAUAUACCUGCCCGGAGUGUGGAAAGAGCUUCCGUAAGGACAGCGACUUUAUUCGUCAUAAAAGGAUCCACACGGGAGAAAAACCCUACAAAUGUUUGGACUGCGGGAAGGGCUUCACUCAGAACGCGAACCUUAUCAAACACAAAAGGAUUCACACGGGAGAGAAGCCGUACAAAUGCGCGGCGUGUGAAAAAAGCUUCAGCCAGAAAAACCACCUUUCUCAACACGACAUACAUGAAAGGAUCCACACAGGGGAGAAAACCUAUGAAUGUCUGGAGUGUGGAAAGAUUUUCACCGAGAGGCGUAAGCUUAUCAUACAUGAAAGGAUCCACACAGGGGAGAAACCGUAUGUAUGCCUGGUGUGUGGAAGAAAAUUCAAUCAAAGCGGUCAACUGACAAGACAUCAGCGAACUCACACGGGGGAGAAACCGUAUAGCUGCCUGCAGUGUGGAAAGAAAUUUAGUGGAAGUUCCAACCUGAUGAUACACGUCAGAAGACACACGGAGGAGAAGCCGUAUAUAUGUUUGGAGUGUGGAAAAAGCUUCCGUGACAACAGUGUCCUUGUCUGCCAUAAAAGAAUCCACACAGGAGAAAAACCAUACCGAUGCCUGGAGUGUGGAAAGAGCUUCAGUCAAAACAGUAGCCUUUUGCGACACAAAAGAAUCCACACAGGGGAGAAGCCGUAUCAAUGCCCCGAGUGUGGAAAGAGCUUCCGUCAGAAAAGCAGCCUUUUGCAACAUAGAAGAAUGCACACAGGAGAAAAACCGUACACCUGCCUGGAAUGUGGAAAGAGCUUCAACCAGAGCAGUCAUUUUAUGUGCCAUAAAAGGAUUCACACGGGAGAAAAACCAUACAAAUGCAUGGAAUGCGGAAAAGAUUUCCGCCAGAACAGUAGCCUUUUGCAACAUAAAAGAAUUCACACGGGAGAGAAUCCGUACCAAUGCACUGAGUGUGGGAAAGGGUUUGGUAAGAACUAUAAGCUUUUGCAACAUCAAAGGAUUCACACGGGGGAGAAACCGUACACGUGCAAGGAAUGUGGGAAGAGUUUCAGUUGCAGCAGCUACUUUAUUUGCCAUAAAAGGAUCCACACAGGGGAGAAACCAUAUAAAUGUCCGGAGUGCGGAAAAGGUUUUAAUAAAAGCAGCCAUCUUACAUCUCACAAAAGAAAACACACAGGAGAGAAGCCAUACCAAUGCACGGAGUGCGGAAAAAGAUUUUCUUAUAAUUUUGUCCUCCGAUAUCAUCAACGAACUCAUACAGGGGAAAAACCAUAUGCAUGCCUGAUUUGUGGAAAGAGGUUCAGUGGGCGUUCAAACCUUAGAGUCCACGUAAGAAUCCACACGGGGGAGAAACCACAUAAAUGUGCAGACUGUGGAAAGAGCUUCCGUAAGGACAGUAAUUUCAUUUGCCAUAAAAGGAUCCACACGGGAGAAAAACCCUACAAAUGCCAGGAAUGCGGAAAGGGCUUUACUCAGAACGCGAACCUUAUCAAACACAAAAGAAUUCACACGGGAGAGAAACCGUACAAAUGCGCAGACUGUGGGAAAAGCUUCAACCAGACAAACCACCUUUCUCAACAUGAACUAAUCCAUAAAAGAAGGAAAUCAUAAUCUGAGAGCUUAAUCCCAAAUCGUGUUAGAUUUUUUUUUUGUCUCCAAAAUGAACAAUAGAAAUUGUGUAUUAUGUUGUGAAAUAUUGUUCAGUUAGAAGAGUAGCCUUAUCAGACCGAAAGGAAUCCAUGGGGGAGAACCUAUAGAAAUACCUGAAGCGUGAAAAGGGGGCCUUGCUCCUAUUUCCACUAAGAGGUUUUAUUUUGUGAGGAACACUGGAAUUAUAGAGAUGUUUUCAGUAUUUUGUGAGGAACGCUGGAAUUAUAGAGAUGCUUUCAGUACCCGCUCUGGCUUCUGUUUUUAAGAGAAAUUGUAGGAGCAAACUCGCAUAAAGAUAAAUACGUGAAUUCAAGUAAGCUACAUGGAGUUUAAAUGUGCAGCGUGUAGAAAAAGCUGAUUCAUUUAGGAGAAACUUUUAACAAAAUAUACCAUCGUAGAUUGCAAAGUGGUUCCCCUCAGCAGAGAAAACUGGAAAUGAACACGGAAAAAGUAGGGAGGGCUGAGACUUCUUCAAGAUGGAAGCCUCCUUGUCAUUACUUGAAAAUGAAUUGGAAUCAUUGCUAUUCCCCCCCCCCCGAUUUCUUUCCGAUUAAUAAAGAAGGUGGCUGCCUCAGGGUCCGUCAUUUCUGAGCCUGCACCAGUGAUAGUCCAGGUGAUCCAAAUUCUGCUGGCCCAACUUAGCCUUCUGAAAAUCUGCUUGGGUUGGUAACUGCUGCUACCUGUUGAGGCUUAAAUGUAUAUUCACAAAAAAAUGUUCUAUAAGAAAAAGAAAAUGUGGCGAAUGGAACACCUGAAAAGAGGAAAAAAGAAGCCUCCAAGAAGAAUGCUGUCAUAGAGCAUGGAGUUGCGGUGAGGGUAUUGGGAAUGUUCAAGGAAAUGUGAAAAGAAUGAAACUGGAAAACGUGAAACCACAAAGUGGAGCACCCUGAACUAAAUGAAGUGAAUUGUACCAGGAAGGGCCAGCUGAACUUCAGUGGUUUUGAGAAACUCUAUUCAAAGCAGGACCAUCGAAAGCAAUGCGGCGUCCAUUCAGAGAGGAUCCUCUGACUUUGUGUCCAUAACUCAUUAAACAAAGGUUUUUUCUGCCAUCA
Messenger RNA from Crotalus tigris (Tiger rattlesnake), 5264 nucleotides. Its product is annotated as zinc finger protein 850-like. The coding region runs from base 199 to 4173 and encodes 1324 amino acids. NCBI's taxonomy places the organism in Eukaryota, Metazoa, Chordata, Lepidosauria, Squamata, Viperidae. Gene Ontology annotation, biological process: regulation of transcription by RNA polymerase II. The transcript is spliced from 7 exons. Gene Ontology annotation, molecular function: DNA-binding transcription factor activity, RNA polymerase II-specific; RNA polymerase II cis-regulatory region sequence-specific DNA binding. The record is from RefSeq and is a predicted model, not a curated record.